Messenger RNA from Cucumis melo (muskmelon), 1773 nucleotides. RefSeq lists its product as uncharacterized. The record is from RefSeq and is a predicted model, not a curated record. NCBI's taxonomy places the organism in Eukaryota, Viridiplantae, Streptophyta, Magnoliopsida, Cucurbitales, Cucurbitaceae. The transcript is spliced from 6 exons. Bases 88 to 1134 code for a protein of 348 amino acids.
CCUCUCUUCCUUCAUAAACAAAGCCUCUGGAUUCCAAAUCAAAUUAGCAGCCAUAACUUUGCCACGCACAGUUUUUCGGAGAGAAAAAUGGCCAAGGCCAUGAUAGCAUCUCAACCUUUACUCUGCAACCUCUCCUUUCCAGUGAUUAAACCCUACGCUCUAACUUCUCCCCUCUCUCCUUUUCGUUUCUUCAGACCACAACAACCACUUCUCUCUCCUUUAAUCUCCACCCCCACUCCCUUCUCACUCUCACCCAAUCGCCGGAAUUGUUCUCUUACCCGCCCUGCCGCUCGCAAGAAACCCACAUUCGUCGAUUCUGCAGAUUUUUCCAACGAGGGCAAUUCCGAUGUCCGACGGUUGCUUCAAAUUCUGCUCUGGGGUGCUGAGGCUGUUUACAUUUUGUGGCUAUUUCUCCUUCCUUAUGCUCCGGGAGAUCCCGUGUGGGCAAUCAGUUCAGAGACUGUGAAUUCUCUUGUGGGUCUUUCUCUGAAUUUCUUCUUUGUAUUGCCUGCUAUGAACUCUGUGGGCAUUCGUGUGAUUGAUGCUCCUGUUCUUCACCCAAUGUCUGAGGGAUUGUUCAAUUUUGUCAUUGCAUGGACGCUCAUGUUUGCUCCCCUGCUAUUCACGGAUCGAAAGAGGGACCAAUACAGUGGUUCGUUGGACUUAUUGUGGGGCUUCCAGAUGUUCCUUACAAACACCUUUUUGAUACCUUAUAUGGCCAUCCGGCUUAAUGAGGCUAGUGAAUACUCUGCCCCGCAACCGCAGUCGAAGCUGGGCACUUUGAUGACCAAUGGAGCUCCUGUCGUUGGCGUGAUCGGUGGUGCAAUAUGCAUCAUAUCGAUAAUAUGGUCGUUCGUUGGUCGAGCAGAUGGUAACUUUGGAGGUGUAGCAGAGAGAUGGGAGUUCUUGAUCCAAUAUCUAUCUUCAGAGAGGUUAGCUUAUGCUUUUAUUUGGGAUAUUUGCCUUUACAGUGUAUUCCAGCCUUGGUUGAUUGGAGGAAACCUUCAAAAUGUUAAGGAGAGCAAGGUUGGAGUGGUUGAAAACCCUAACAAAUUGGUAUUAGAGCUAGUCCAUCAUGGCCAGAAUAAGAUCCAUGGCUCAAAAGCAAUUAGAAGAGCGUGUAGAAAGCCAUGAGAAGGAAAUGCCAAAAAUCAAGGAGAUGAUCAUUACAUUGAAAAUGAGUGUGGAAAGGCUUACUGAUGAGAUCAAAGAAAAUAAUAGUGACAAAAUAAGGGAGGAAUCAAGUCGUCGGAUGGGUCUGACUACAAGAUGAAAGGGAAAAUAGAAGAAGUUGAGGCAACGACUACCGUGGGAGGAGGAUCAUUUAACAAAAAUUAAAUACAAGAAGUUAGAGAUACAAAUAUUCGCAGGGGAAAAUCUAGAAAGUUGGGUGUAUAAAAGAAUAUAAGAAGCAUCUGACUCCUUCAUGCAGGCCCCACUUGGCUCGGGGGGAUAUAGCUCAGUUGGUAGAGCUUUGCUAUUGCAAUUGGGUCGUUGCGAUUACAGGUUUUUUCAAAAUAAAUGAGCUAUCAAACGGGAAGAAGGUGAAGGUCGCAGUCGUUAGCUUUGCGCAAGACGAAGUUAAUUGGUUUUGUUGGAGUAAUAACAGAACGAAAUUGGUAUCGUGGGAUGAUCUGAAACAACGGAUGUUCAAACAUUUUCAGCUCACUGGAGAAGGGAGUUUAGAGGCAAGACUUAUCAGAAUCCAACAAGACGGUACUUACCUGAAAUAUUUGAAGAAAUUCCUAAAUUAUUCAGCACCCUUGCUGAAGA